AUGGCGUCCCUGGCCCCCGCUGCCGUGCGGGAAUUCGUGGGCCAGCCACUCAAAGAGCUCGGAGAACUCUACGAGAACUCGCUCAAGGCCAUGCUCGUGUGCGGCCUCGAGUUCUACCUCUCGGCGUCGCUCAUGGCUUCGUUCUUCCAGUGUCCAGACGAGACUGUGCAGGCGGAACAGGAGCUCCGGACGCUCUAUACAUUGGCGUGGGUGCCCAUGUUCCUCGCUGCCGUGCUCGUGUACGGUCCAAAGCUCUCGGCCUCGAUCUUCCCGCUGCCGGAGCACUUUGAGCGCAACAUGCUGCGCUGCAAGAUCCUCACGUGGCUCUACGCGUUUGUGUUCCUCAUUUGGGACCCCGAUAUGGUCGUCAAGACGGGCCCGUCCUUGGGCGUGUCGAUCCUCUUUUCCGUUGCUGAUCUCGGCCGCUUUGUCAUGGACAUGAAGCUCUUGACGGACAUUGAGUACGACGAGAAUGGCAACUCGUUCAUCUUGCACGACAAGACGUCGAGGCAGGACGACGAGCAGCAGCCGGAAGGAGGAGAGGAAGCCUGCCAGCGACUCGAGCAGCACGAGGGGUUCACGGUUCACGUGAUUGCCGCAGCUAGCAAGGUGCUGCCACGGAGAGCUGGUCUGAGCAGGCAACAGGGCGCUGCCCGAUUGGAGGCGACUCUGCACGAGCGGCAGCUUGAGUCAGAGCAGUCUGCUUGUUUACAAGAAGGACCAUCAUCGUCCUUGGUUGGAAGCUCGCAAAAGCCUGACCGACGCCGGCAACCUGGACAAUCACGAAGCGGCAAAUGUGUGCAGGAGUCGGGACUGGAUCAGUCGCCGUGUACGACCAGCAGCGAGUACGUUGCCGUGACGGAUCGCAAUGUCGACGAGCACACUGCCGAGGUCAUUGCCAAGAAAUCCAUCACUUAUGAGCUCUAA
Messenger RNA from Peronospora matthiolae, 927 nucleotides. The record is from the annotation of a GenBank genome assembly. Lineage: Eukaryota; Oomycota; Peronosporomycetes; Peronosporales; Peronosporaceae.